AUGGUGCCCAACCCGUUCGCCGCCCGGCUGGCCACCCGCAUCGCCAUGUCGUACGGGCCCAGCGUCAGCUACAUACUGCUCAUCCGGGUGGCCAUUCUGUUCUUCCGGCCAGACAUCGAGGACACCGGCCACCGGAUCGUGGACCGCCGGAUCACCGAGAUCAAGGACAAAUACGAUUUCGUGGUGGUCGGCGGCGGUUCUGCCGGUUCGGUACUGGCCAACCGGCUGUCCGAGAACCCCGACUGGACGGUAAGCGUCCCAAGUACAUACGCCGCACGGGACAUACAUUUUUUUUUUUUUAUCGGAAAUAUAGUUAUUUAAGUGAAAAAAACAAAUUAAAUGUAUAGAAAUCAAAUUGCGAAUUUAUUAUUGUUUUCGAUUGGAUUUUCUCGUCAAUUUAUUAGCGUUAGAGUCAAUGACUCAUCAUUUUUUUCUGUUUAAAUUCAAAUCGUCUUGUAAUCGCGUAGGACGCAAAUGGCCCGAACACUUUGGAAUGGGACCUAAUCGAAAAUUAUAUGUGUACACUUAGUACCUACUUACUCUAAGAGGACUUAAUUUGGCGGGAGGGGGAGGGGAGGUUAAAUCUAUCAAGCCUUCCUUAUUGAUUGCUAUGCCUAAUUGCUGUUUUCAGCGGAGAAAGUAAAUCCGUGUAUACUCUAAUUAUUAUUACAAUGAUAACAAGAUCAACGAGUGUCAAACAGAGAAACGCUAAUCUUGAACAAAAUUAUUAUUGUUUAACAAUAACUAAAACGGUAUAUGUGAAAUCAUCGUUCUGUUUAAAACCGCAUUAAUUUUUUUUUUUUUUUUAUCGUUAUUUGUCGAGAAAAAUAUUCAUCGGGAAAAUGUUUGUCACGUUUUACCUCUUAUUUUUCUUUACCCGUGUUAUUAUUUUUUCGUUUGAAUACAAAUACCCAGUAACCGUGUACGUAUAACGAUAUUAUAACCCGUUAUAAUCGGACCUAUCAAUUAUUUUGUUUUUGUCAUUUUGUCAAAAAAAAAAAAAAAAGUAAGAGAAAAAUUGAUUAAGAUGAAAAGAAAAAAAAAAACAUCCAUUUUCCGGUAAGCAUUACCGGAAGUACUUGACAACAUGUAUGACAACCUAUAGUCAAGAGUAAAAAUAUGUAUUAUAAUAUAGGAAAGGUGAAAAUAAUGUAAAAUUUAGUUUUUUUUUUUUUUUAUCAGAUCCUGACCGUUUUUUUUUUUGUAACUACUUAAUAUUAAUAUUCAUAUCACUCGGAUACAGCAAUAUGUUUAAUUUGCAAUAUAAUUUUAUACUCUUUAUCGAUUAUCGAUUCAAUUUGUUUUCAUUUUAUAUCCGUAUUACGACACCACAAUAAUCGAAUUAAUCGUUACGUUCGAAAACACGUGGCUUCAAAAAAAAAAAAAAUAAUAAAAAUAAAAAAUAUAUUAUCUGCUUACAAUAUUUACAUCAAAUGUGUAAAAAAAAAAAACCUUUUAUAUAAAUUUAGAUUCUGAGUAAAGUGAGGAAUGUAUUGGUUUAACAAUGAUGUUGUUUUUUUUUUUUUUUUGUACCAGAAAUCUUGCUUCAAUGUAGGAAGUGUAGCUCUUUUUAUGAAAGGCGAUUUUAUUUACUCGGUACUAUAGGGGAGUAAAUUUUUGAUUUUUCAAGCGAUUUUCAUAAUAAUUAGGAUAAAACUUAGGAAAAACGGGAAAAUUUACGAAAUGCAUUAUUUAAAUUUUUUAUUUUUGUUGUUAUACAAUUAAAAUUUUUAAAAUAUUCGUAAAGAUUUGAAAUUUUAACAAAAUCUUUUAUUUGAAUUUUCUAGACUUGGUAAAUUUUCAAACUUAUAUGAGCAUUUAAAUUUCGCAAGUUUUUUAUUUUAUUCGGUAGGUACUCUUUGGAAAAAAUUGUGUUAGACCGAACAAAAAUACUUAAAAAUUGAACAGGAUGUUCAUUGAGUUUAAGAAGCUCAAGUUCUUCUUAAUGAUCAACAAGAAAUAAUUGAGUUUAAUGUAUAAUUUUAGAUUUUCAAUGGAACCGAGAAACUUAUGGUUUUAAUUAAAUUUUUUUUUUAUCUAUGGACAACUUUUCUACCAGAGAUCUUGCUCUGAUUUACAAUGAAAGCACUUUUUUUGAAAGAAAAACUAACUAGGAAGAUACUUUAAGCAGGUAAUUUUUCGAUUUUCCCAAGAGUUGUCCAGCAAAUAUGAAAACCUAGGAUAUAUAAAACUUGAGAUUGAUUGUUGACACAUUCUUCCUGUGGUCUGAUCAACUUGAAACUCUACAUGCAUUGAUAUUUUCAAUGCCAAUACAAUUAAUAUUCAAUAUUAAUUUUAAUUAAUAAUUAGAGUUUUCGUUUUCAAAGGUCACCUUUUAUUGAAAAAAAUUUUUAUUAUUUAUUAAAAAAUUCAAAAAGUAUCUAAAUUGCCUCUUUCAACUUGUGAUUGUAUAUCUUUCAUUAUAAAAUAUAAUCCAAGAUCAGAAUUUUCGAUUUCAUCCCUUUUGUACCUUUUCACCCCAUAUGGUUUUCGGGAAAACAUUUCCUUAAUUUUAUAAUAAAUAAUCCUUAGUCAUAAUGUUAAUUUUCCUAAAGGGGUAGAAAAAGAUAUAUGACUAAAAGUGCCAUUUUUAAAUACCUACCACGCUCAUAAAACAUAAUAAAAAGUACCUAAAUAAUAAUAGAAUAUUUUCAUAAAAAUGUUUUCUCGUGUAUAUACUUAUCAUGAUAACAACGAAAUAGAAUAGAUGAUAUAGUCGGUGACAUAGCCAGAAUUUUGCAAUGUAAUAUUUACCUAAAAAAAAAAAAAAUUAAUAAUAAAUCUUAAAAACAAAUGAAAAUGCUAUAUUGCUAUAUGUAUAAAAUUUCGAUUAGAUUUCUUGUGACCUACUUUAUUUAUUACAUACCUUUAACAGCUGUAUCCUCUUAGAAAAAUUUUGAAUAAAGACAGGGAUUAUAUCAAUGUCUUAUGUUAUAUAUUUUUUUUUAUUUAUAUUAGUCAUAACUCAUGGUGAUCCCAUUCAGCUAUUAUAAACUGCGCCCAAAGUACAGGUAAACACAAAAUCAAGCAUGUAAACAGUGUCCCAAUUUUUAUCAAAUGUAAAAAGGUAACAUGUAAACUGGGUCGGAGUAAAAUCAAAAUAAAAAAAUUUACAAAAUGACUGACAGGGGAGGGGAAAAUAAACUUGCCAUAGAAUUCAAUCUUAAAUUCAAUCUAUAAAUACAAGACAUAAACGAGUUUUAUACGGAAGAUAAUAUUAUUAUUAAAAUGUUAAUGCGAUAAAGAUUAAAUACGUUCUGGAUAGUUAAAUUACAGUCGAUAGCAAAAAUAACUAUCAAUAACUACUUCAAAUAAUUGAAAAUAAAAUUAUGGGCAAUACAAGUAAAUAUCAAUUUUAUUUUUAAAAAUAUUAAAUGAGCAAAAAAAAAAAACAUGUGAAUUGAGAAAUAUGCACAAAAAAAAUUUAUAAAAAAAAUUGAGAAAGCCACUUUAUUCGAAAAAUUAACGAAAUAUACAUAAUAUGCCUUCUUAAUUUAAAAGUUUUGUAUUUGUAUACAGAACGCAGUUUACAUUAUACCUUUUUAACAUAGAUACAAAUUCGGGCGCAGUUUACGUAUGCACAACACAUAUUAUAAUCUAUUCUCUGAUAUAGUUCCCCUUAAACCUUUGAGACACUGUGGUACUAUGGUGAAACUACCUAUUUUUUUUUUUUUUUAUGUUUUAUGAUCGCUUAAUUUUAAUAUUGUCCAAAAAAACAGAACGUGUGUCCCAAAGGAUUAAAUACGUUUUCAUACGGUUCAGUAUAAAAAAUAACCUUUCAAGAGUGAAAGAACAAAGUAACUGGAAACGUAAUUAACACUUGAAUCGUAAAAUAGUAUUUAUAUAUAUAUAUAUAUAUAUAUAUAUGUAUAUAAUAUGUAUAAAAAAACACGGAACGCAAGAGAGGUUUAUAGUCCCUUUAGCCCCUCCCCCCUUGACUACGCGUCUGGUAAUAGUAUAGUAAAUGAUAACAUGCAUACAUUUAUUGAAGUAUGGGGCGUUUUCGGCAAAAUAUGAAAUACAUGUUUAAAAAUUGCUGUUUCUGCUGAUGGGUGUGCCACAGUUUAAGGUGAGUAGUUGGACAGGUAAAAAAACAUAAAUUUAUUAAUUUAUAUCUGUCAGCAGCGAUAAACCAUUGGUAAUUAAAAACGAUUCUGAGCAAAGUUCGGUUAAUCAUGUUUUAAAAUACCGUAAUUUCUGCGUCGACAUCUGAACUAAAACGUUUAAGUAUAAAAAAAAAAUUUAAAAACACAUUACGAAAAAGGUCCCUUGUCAUAUUUUGAUUAAAGCAAGAUUUCUGGCAGAAAAGUCGUUUACAAACGCAACAAAUAUUGGAAUAAAUACAGAUCAUCGUAAAACCAACAGAUUUCACGCUCCGCUCAGAACGUGAAAUAAUAAAAGAAAGUACUAACCACAAUCACGCACGAAGCCCUUACCGCAAAUGUGUGUGUAUGAAAGGGACUCCUUGAAUGCGUGAAAAGCGCCACACGUUUAUGUGCAUGCAUGUUGUCAUUUGUUAUAUUGGUAUAUUCAAUUUCGAUGUUAUCACGAUACAUUCGCGCGAAAAUAUUUUUAUUAACAUUUUCCAUUAUUAUUUACUUUUUGUUUGUUUUAUAAUCGUGGUGUUUAAACUUUUUUUUUUUUAUUAUUUUAACAUGACAUUGUCUUGAAGAUAUUAUCGUUAAAAAGAUUCAUUAAAAAAAUAUACGUUUAUAUUAUUAUGUGCAUAAAUAUAUAUAUAUACACACCGAGUCUGGUCAUCAAUUAACGUUGUUUUAAAAAUAAUUACUUUCUUCGUCGAAACAAUAAUAAAUCAGUCGACAGGAAACCGAUUACGUUCACGAACGCAUAGGUAUUUCAAUGCUGCUUUAAACGCGUAAUGCUUUUAUACAAAAAUCUUGUAAAGUAUUUGAGUAAAAAUAUUUGAGUUAUUGUAUUUAAAUGUUUGUGUAUGGUAUUCAAAACACGUGUUACAAUAUUUUUUUGAAAUAAUGAUUUGGAUAAGGUUUUAAAUACUAUCCGAAAUGACUUUUCUUGCAUAAAUUCAAAUAAAUUUGAAUUAAUAUACUUAGGUAUAAAUAGUUUGUUCUACUAGACACUUACCUACCAUAUAAGACAUAGUCACAAUUCGCGUAUUAUCAUAUAUAUUUAAAUAGAUUGGUUUACAUUUUGUUGAUGAUAAGUCAGGCUCGGAACUUAUGGCACUUAAAAUCCCGCCAAAAAACACUUAAAAAUUUCAAAAAGGCACUUAAAAAAUAUUUAAUAAAUCAAAAAUGGUAGAAGGGUUUAAAUAUUUCCCCUCUAAAAGAUUUAACUUAUCUAACACAACAAAACUAAAGUUGACCUAAAGUUAAUUUAUUUUUAAAUACGUACAAUUUUAUUUAAACAAAAUAAUUUUUUGUGAAUAAUUUGUAUCGUGUUAGAAAAUUAUAUAUAAUAAUUUACAGUCGUUAGACAAGGAACAUUUAAAACCUUCUACCAUUUGGUCUAAUAAUAUUUGUUUAAAGUGCAUUUUUUCAAGGCUUUUCUUAACGUUUUUUGUGAAUUUCAAGUGCAAUUAGUCCCGAGCCUUAAUGUUAAGUAAUACUUAUUAAUUAGAUAAUAAUUUUGGAUUAUAUUAUCAUUAUAGUAAUAGUAACUAAAAAUAUAACCGUCAUUAGAGGCCGUAAAUGAAAAAAAAUUAUAGUAUAUAAAGUAAAAUAUACUUAAUAAUAUUUCAAUGGUAAAUAAAAUGUGUGAAUGAGUGAAGGGCCCGGUAAUUAAUAUAGUAGGUAUUUAAAAAUGAAAUGUUUGUAAGUAAUAUUGAUUAUAUUAUCAAUGAUACAUAUGAUACAUUUAAUCAGCUAUAGUACAUUAUAUAUAUAUUACAGUUAUUAAAAAAAAACAUUUGUACUUAAAUUCUACAGUUACAUAUAUUUGUUUCCAACUAAUUUUUUUUUUUUUAUGUAUUUGGAAAUUAUUUUAAGUACUUUUGACGAAACUAUAUUUGUAUCUUUAUUUAAAUCUAUAUAUAUAUAUAUAUAUUAUUAUAGAUGAAAAUGAGAAUCUUGAAUUCGAAUUAUCUCUGGAACUACUCAUUCAACCGCCGUGUGAUUUUUUUUUAAACUAUAGAUUAUAUCGCGGAGGAGUUUUUAAGCCUAUCAAGUUAAUAAACAAUCGAAUCGUCGAUUUUUAAAAUAACCGGCAAAUAGCUACAUUAAAGCUGUCAAUAAUGAUAAGUCUUUAACGCUGUUUAAAUGGGUACCUAAUCCGAAAAAAAUACUAUCGCGCACGUUUAUUAUACUGAGCGAAACCUUUUUUAUUGUCAAAACCGAACGGAACAGCUAUAAUACAGUAUAGGUAAAAGCAUCUCUUGACAAGACUGUUUUUAUCUCGAUAUUACUACGAAAUCAUUAUACGUUAUUUUAUGCGAACGAUCGAGUACCAUAAUAUAAUAUAAAUUUAAUUUUAUUACGAGUUCCGUAUUAUAACAGUUUUUUCCAGUCUCGCCUACAUUUCUAUAGGCGCUGUAUUUAUAUAGAAAUUCUUUCUUCACAAUACACUUAGAUUGUUUAUAGUUAUAAUUUAUUUAUAUUGUCACAAUGAUAACACAUAACUAUUACGAUUAUGUAAAAUUGUUGUUUUUAAUCAUUACUACUAUUACUUACAAAAAAAAAAAAGUAUUAUGUUAUACAAUACGAUUUUUAUAAAGUGAUAAAAUACAGGGACAAACUGAUAAACUGUAUUUAUGUUACUUUUUAUCACAUAUAUCACUGAUGAGGUAAUACUGAUGAAAUCUAUAGUAUUAUACAUCUCAUUAAUUAAUUUUUAGGCGUUUUUUAUACGGUUAUACGUUUUUUUUUUUUUAAAUUAUAAACCCAUGACGUUGUAGAAAAUCUAUUUGUGUGGUCUCGAAUGAAAAUAAACUACUAUAUGUGCCUACAUAUUAAAAGACCGAUAAAAAUUGAUACAGGUUUCUGUGAAUUGCUGUAUAGCUACGUGAUCAAUAAAACCAAUUUCAGUCGAAAUGUCCGUUAAAAUAAUAUUUCGUUACGCCUGUGAACAAAAAUAAUGCGUGAAAAACAUUAUUUUUGGAAUUGUAUAUCUACUAAGGAAAUGGGAAAUAUCUUAAUCGUUUACUUAAUUCGAACGGUGCAAAUUAAAUGUUAAAUGUUCAUAAACAAUAAACAAUACUCUAAAUUAUUAAUGUUAUUCGUAAUAAACUAACAAAUCAUUAUUAUACUAUCAUUAAGACGAUUAAUAUUGUACACAAAUAUAUUUAAUCAUUUUAUAGAGAAGACUAAUAAAAAUACUUUCGCUGACAACUAAUUUUGACAUAUUCAAUAUGCACAGAAUAGGUAUAUUUUUUUUGUAAUCGACAAAAAUAUAAUUUAAAAUCUAACAAAAUAUUAUCUAUUUAGAUAGAUGAAUUAAUUUUUUAAAAGCCGGACGUAAUUCGCACCAUGGGUAGGAUAUAAGGUAAAAUAAUUGUUUAUUUACUGAAAACAACGAUGAAUCAUUGCGAUCAAAAACCGAUUGUAAGCGGAUUAUUAUAUUAGGUAGUCGAGUUUUUUCACUUGUUAGGCUACUAGGUAACCCACGAAUCGAAAGAACUAAAACUAAUGUAUCGACGUUUGUGGUUAAUUUAUUUAAAUUGUAUGGAAAAAUUAUUAGGAGUCUAUAAAUAUUAAAAAUACGGACAUUCUUCGCACGUGGGUGGGCUAAUGUUGUAGGUAAGAUGUUGGGAAGGUAGAGGGGAAAUUUAAUGUAUAACUGUACGCAAAAAUUAACCAUUGCUAACGAAAAACGAUUCUAAACGAAAUUCAGUUAAUAGUAUGGCUUUGUCAACGAUAUGUAUGCCAUAUUAUAUGGUAAAAUAAUUACAUAUGUAUUAUAUAUUUUCUUAAAUAAUAUUUGUUUAAAACUGUACCUGUUUUAUCGUUUUCUCAGUUUUUCCCAUUUAUUAUGGAAACAGCUGGAAAAAUCAAAAAAAAUUACCUUUUUGAAAUACUACCUCACUGCCCCCAGUCAGAUUUCCUAUCAGAAAAAAUAUUACAUUUGAAAAUCGGAGCAAAAUUGUCCACAGAAAAAUAAAUAAUGAUGUUUAUUUCUUUGAAAAACCAAUAAAUUUCUCGCUCCACUCAGAAUCUAAAAUAAAAAUGUAAAAAUGAUCAAAUAGUUUUUGUUUGUUACAGGUGUUAUUAAUAGAGGCAGGAAUCGAUGAACCGUCAUUGUCUGACAUACCGCUGCUAUAUCCAUCCCUGCAACGUACUUCCGUCGAUUGGCAAUACAAAACGGAACCUAGCCAAUCAUCGUGUUUAGGUUUCAAUGGCAACCAAUCCAAUUGGCCCCGAGGCAAAGUCAUCGGGGGCAGCAGCGUUCUGAACGCCAUGUUCUACGUCCGGGGCAACAGAAAGGACUACGACGCGUGGUACGAAGCGGGUAACGAGGGUUGGAGUUAUCGGGACGUGUUACCGUAUUUUAUCAAAUCUCAAGACAUCCGGAUACCGGAACUUAUGGAAUCCAAGUAUCACGGUCGGGGCGGCUAUUUGACCGUAGAACAUUUCCGGUCACGCUCGCCCAUCGUGAAGAACUUCCUGGAAGCGGCUAAGGAAAUCGGUUACGACGAGGUCGACAUAAACGGUGAAAGACAAACGGGCUUUACCCUAUCACAAGGUAACUGCGCGUAUAAUUUCGUAUAGUGUCUAUACUGUUAUGUUGGUAAACUCGAAUUUAUAGGAACUUUGCGGGACGGGCUGAGGUGCAGUACGGCCAAAGCGUUCUUGAGACCGAUCAAAGACCGACCGAAUCUUCACAUCAGUUUGCAGACGCACGCUUUGAAAAUCGUUUUCGAAAACGGUCGGGCUACGGGCGUGCUGAUAUCAAAACUGGGAAGGAUACCCACUUUGGUCAGGGCGGAGAAAGAGGUGGUGCUAUCGGCCGGAGCUAUUAAUUCGCCGCAUUUGUUAAUGUUGUCCGGAAUCGGGCCCGCCGACAAAAUGUGGAAAGCCGGCAUCAAAAUUGUCAAACACGUGCCGGGCGUAGGAAAAAACUUACAAGAUCACAUCGCGAUGGGCGGAGUCACAUACUUGUUCGAUUCGCCCGACGAAUCCAGUCCUCUCGGGCUGGGAAUCGUUAUACCGCGAGUGUUGACGUUGAAUUCGUUUAUUCAGUUUUUCCGCGAUAAAAACGGACCGUUCUACAGGAUACCCCUCGGUGAAGCCAUGGGUUUCGUGAACACGUAGUGAGUUGUUUAUUUGAAAAAAAAAAAAAAUUGUAUGAUGGCGACUACUUUUUUUUCCCCAGCUAUAACAAGGAUCCCGACUGGCCCGAUAUUCAACUGUUUAUGGCCACGGCCGGUGAUAACGACGACGGUGGUCUGUUGAACAAGAGGGACGUCGGGAUAACCGAUGAAUACUACGAUCAGGUGUUCGAGCCCAUUCUCUAUCAGGAUGCCUUCACGGUGGCGCCCCUGCUCCUGAGACCAUACAGCCGGGGUUACAUAGAAAUCACCAGCGCCAACCCUUACACCGCCCCGAAGAUCGUGCCGAACUACUUGAGCGACCCGCGGGACGUCAAGGUUAUCGUGGAAGGCGCAAAAAUAGGUUACUCCAUCAGUCAGACGGCGGCCAUGGGCAGGAUCAACACCACCAUCCACAACAUCCCCACGCCGGGCUGCGAACGGCACCGGUUCCUGUCCGACGACUACUGGGAAUGUCAGGCCCGGCACUACACGAUGACCAUCUACCAUCCUGUGGGCACGUGCAAAAUGGGUCCCAAAAGCGACGAGUUCGCGGUGGUGGACGAGAGGCUCAGGGUGAGGGCCGUAAGGGGCUUGCGGGUGGUCGACGCGUCCGUAAUGCCCACGAUUGUCAACGGAAACACAAACGCCCCGACGAUUAUGAUCGCGGAAAAGGCUUCCGACAUGAUCAAACAGGACUGGGCGGGCCAUACGAAAACUCCCGGAAAGACAUGCAACGUUAAGAAGACGGUCAGCAGGUGGUGGUAAUAUUAACUACAACGAUGAUAAUAUGAUAUGGGCAGCCAGGGUGUGGAUAAUUUUGAAAAAUAUAAUUUUACCCGACCAGGAAAUAUUGUACGUAAUGUUUUGUUUUUUUUUUUUAUUUUACUGUAAACUUUGACUGUGUACUGUUCAAAAUAAACGUAUGGUUUUCGAUUCGUUUCGGUCUG
Messenger RNA from Cinara cedri, 10170 nucleotides. NCBI's taxonomy places the organism in Eukaryota, Metazoa, Arthropoda, Insecta, Hemiptera, Aphididae. The record is from the annotation of a GenBank genome assembly.